AUGGGGUUGAGGAUCAGAAUGGCACUCAACUUUCGCUCAGUAAAGUUGAGCAACUGGCAGAUUGCGUUAUUUAUUGGCACGCCCCUGGCCAUCGGCCUGGGCACUUAUAUGUACAGGAAGAUGAACGCCACGACCGGUGGCGAGGAGAAAAAACGGACCAAGGGAAAGAUCGAGAAACAAGCGACAUCCAUUGACGGAACAGCGCCGGACAAGGAACAAGAGCGAAAGCAAAAAUCGGCCGAGCUGGGAGAGAAACUGUCACCCGUUAAGGAGGCCAACAGCUACAAGAACGAGGGCAACAACUGUUAUCGCAAUGGCAAGUACGACGAAGCCAUCAUCUUCUACGACAAGGCCAUUGACAAGUGCCCCCCGGAGAACGGCACUGACAUGGCAAUCUUCUACCAGAAUCGCGCCGCCUCCUACGAGAAGUUGCAAAAGUGGAGCAAGGUGAAGGAAGACUGCUCCAGCUCCUUGACCUAUAAUCGUCGCUAUGCAAAGGCCUACUUCCGUCGUGCACGUGCCCACGAGGCCACAAAAGACAUGCUAGAGUGCUUGAAAGAUGUCACUGCCACCUGCAUAUUGGAAAUGUUCCAAAAUAAUCAGAGCAUAAUGUAUGCGGAUCGUGUGCUCAAGGAGACGGGGCGCGUGGAUGCCGAGAAGCAUAUGCGCGACCGGGUUCCUGUAGUGCCGUCCACCUCUUUUAUCCGAACAUAUUUGCAAUCUUUUGUCGCCGAUCCACUGCAGACCAUGAACGUGCCGCCAUCGACUAUGGCGGACACACCGGCGCGCGGUUUCCUGCGUGCCCACAGCGCAUUCCGCGAGGAGAAGUUUGAUGAAAUUAUACCUGCCUGCACAGAGGAAAUCGAAUCAUCUGAAUCCGAGUCCCAGUACAAGGUGGAGGCCCUGCUAUUACGUGGCACAAUCCAUCUUCUGUGUGGCACCUACACAGAGAGCGAACAAGACUUUGAUGCCAUUAUCGGCAACGCCGAUGCGGAUGACACAAUCCGCGCCUAUGCCUACCUGAAGCGUGCCUCACUCUUUAUGCAAGUAAAUAAGCGCGAGGAGGCUCUGGCCGAUUUCGAAGCAGCCGAGAAGUUGAAGCCCGACAAUGCUGAUGUUUACCAUCAGCGAGCACAGAUUCUGCUGCUGUUGGACAGCAUUGAGCCGGCCCUGGAGCAGUUCGAGAAGGCAAUUCGCUUGGCUCCCAAUCAUGCCAUUGCUUACGUUCAGAAAUGCUACACCGAGUACCGUUUGGCGCUAAUUUCCAACUAUCAGCUGCGUCUGGAAGGUGUGGUGCGGAAGCUGGAGCAGGCAAUCGAACAGUUCCCCACAUGUGUGGAGUGCUACAGCAUGUUGGCUCAGGUGAUGGCCGACCAGCAGAAUUUCCAGCAGGCGCAGCAAUACUAUGACAAGGCCAUGAAGUUGGCGCCGACAAAUGCUUCGCUGCUUGUCCACCAGGCUGUCAUGACACUGCAGUGGCGUGGCGAUGUUGAUUCGGCUAUCAAUACGCUCAACAAGGCCAUUGAGCUGGACCCGAAAUGUGAGCAAGCUUACGAGACGCUCGGCACCGUCGAAGUGCAGCGCGCCAACCUGAAGCAUGCUGUUGAACUCUUCGAGCAGGCCAUUCGCUAUUCCAAAAGCUUUGAGGAGGUCGUUCAUUCCUACUCGCUGCGCAAUGCGGCCAUUGCCCAAAUUAAUGUCACCAAGGAUCUGGGCAUCGACAUGAACGCCAUCUCGGCCAUGAAUCAAUUGAGCGGCACGGGCAUGUAGAGAGUAUUUAGCGGCAGAGAUGUGCAUUUAGCAUUUGGCAUGCCGGACACCAUCACCACCGGGCAGCAGACCCCAUUAUUUGUAGUUAAGUUAAUCCUGUUAUUUAUAUAUAUAAACAAAACAAAAACAAACGCUUGUUUGUGCCCCCGCCCCAACCUUAGUUCUAGCAUAAAAUUGUACGACGAUGACGUUGAAGCGUCUAGAUUUGAUUUCAUGUAAAA
Messenger RNA from Drosophila guanche, 1991 nucleotides. It is a transcript of the gene Tom70, whose product is annotated as mitochondrial import receptor subunit TOM70. Lineage: Eukaryota; Metazoa; Arthropoda; Insecta; Diptera; Drosophilidae. The coding region runs from base 1 to 1770 and encodes 589 amino acids. Gene Ontology annotation, molecular function: protein binding. The record is from RefSeq and is a predicted model, not a curated record. The transcript has 3 exons.